Messenger RNA from Lingula anatina, 1103 nucleotides. RefSeq names its product small ribosomal subunit protein uS17m. Gene Ontology annotation, biological process: mitochondrial translation. Gene Ontology annotation, cellular component: mitochondrial small ribosomal subunit. The record is from RefSeq and is a predicted model, not a curated record. Lineage: Eukaryota; Metazoa; Brachiopoda; Lingulata; Lingulida; Lingulidae. Gene Ontology annotation, molecular function: structural constituent of ribosome.
GUCAAGGUCGUAAAUUAUGCACGCUGUGUUUUGGACAAUUAUAUUUGAAUUAUUUUAAAUCAAACUGUACUGUUGAAGAUGUAUUCAAAAUUUUCUUUUAGAUCAUUUAGAAGAGUUCUGGGUCGUGUAAUUGUCACAAGACCGGAUAAACUUUGUAAAGUUCGAGUAAUCAGAAUGCAGCUAGACGGGAAGCUUUUAAGGUAUUUCAACAAAAGAGAAGAUGUGUGGGUAUUGGACAGAGAAUUACAGUGCAAAGAAGGGGACAUUGUUCUUUAUCAACCUAUUAAAAAUCAGAAGGAACACGUGAGGGUGCCGUACGCUCCAUGGGGGACAAGUAGGGAGAUUGCCAAAAUUUUGUACAAAGUGGGAGAGACUUUUGACCCAGUGACAGGAAGAAGAUGUUUUGGGACAAAGUAUGCAGAUGAAGAUACUAUUAAUCCAAAUGUCAACUAUGAAGAUGACCGCCGUGGAUACUAUCAAGAUGACACAAGUUACCUUAUGAGAAAUCAAGCAAAAAAAGUUAUUGAAGAUUAUAAAAAAAAGGACAACACUGAAAAAAAGGGCACUCCAGUUUGAUAUGACUUUCAAUGUUGAUUAAUUCAGAUUAAUUUGUUGGAAAUAUGAUCAGAAAGAAUUGUAAUGGUCUUUCUGAAAUACUGUGUAACAUGGCAAGGAUGCCUUAAACUUUAUCAACCUGGUUGUUUUCAUGAAGUACUGAAGAAGAGGUCAAGUAGGAUUACCUAGUUUGUAUAAAAAAUUAUCAAAAUGAAUUAUAACAAUCUUUUUCUCAUGUUAUGAUAGCCAUAACCGAGAGAAUUUUGAUGAAUAAAAAAAAGAGAAAGGAAUCUGAAUUGUUAAAAACAUAUUUAUAUGAAUCUAGAAAACAAAGAAAAAAAUCAAUGAAAAUUCAAGUAUCUGCUGUUUACUUUGUAUCCGUUUGUUGUGAUUGCAAUGUCUGAAGUGAAAAAAAUCAUUAAGCAAUUUCAGCAAAACGUUUUUCAUACACAUACUUUAUUUCUCGAGAUUUCAUAAUACCAUUUUUUUCUGUUUAAAUUACAUUUGUAAAGCCACCAUUAAAAAACUUGAAAUUAAGAAAAACAAAA